AAAAAAAAGUAUUGAGAAAGGUAUUGUGACAUUAAAUGGAACUAUCAACGGCAACCACAGAAGUGGAUACAUCACUAGAAUGGCAAAACGCAACAGAAAGCUAUUUUUUGAACCAGACAAGCGACGUUCUGGAGCAGAAUGUUUCCAACGCUACUACAGGAACUGCUUCAAAUGUCUCUCAAUACUAUCCAAUCAUAGUUGCAGAAAUGGUUCUAUCUUGCCUUUGCUUAAUAUUCUCAUUGUUUAUUUACUCCACAAUGUCUAAAUUCCACAAUGUGCACGGCAAGAAUCUCAUCAGCAUGUCUUCUUGCUUGCUCAUAACAUUUCUCAUGCUCAUUCUCGACCUCAUGAUCAGAAAACACAUUACUUUCUCAAUGUGCUUUACGAUCGCCAUGAUCAUUCACGUGACAUUCUUAGGAACAUUCUUUUGGACCAAUGUAAUGGCGUUCGAUAUCUGGAGAUCGCUUGCCAAUAUUCGGUCUAAAAGUGAAGUGAAGAGCAACUCGAAGAAAUAUUUGAAGUAUUCGGCGUACUCUUGGACUGCUACUGUCCUAGUAGCCUUACCGGCAGCUAUUUUAGAAUUAACUGAAUGGGUUCCACUGAAGUUCCGACCGCAAUUCGGAGUAAAACGUUGUUGGCUAAGUGGAAAAACUGCUUUCACUUAUUAUUUUAACUUACCGGUUGGAGUCAUUCUAUUCUGCAAUCUCGUUUUGUUCUUGAUGACGAUGAGAAAGCUGAUAAUCGUAAAGAAGAUGACAGCAAUAUUACAAGUAAAGCAACAACAAAAAAGGUUUUACUUAUAUUUAAAACUAUUUCUGGUGAUGGGAAUUACAUGGACGACCGAGUUUAUUCCUUGGAUAACAGGUGUUUUUUCACUAUAUGCUAUAGCCGGCAUGUUAACAGCUCUGCAUGGUGUUUUUCUUUUUGUUAUUUUUGUCGGAAAAAAGAAAACUUUAAAACAAUUCUAUUACAAAAACGUAUUGAAGAAAGGAAUAUACACACCGAAUAGUUCAAGCAGUCAGCCUACUUUAUCUUCUUCGAAUUCAAAUAAAAAAGAAAAACUGGAAUAUAUUAAUGAAUCAAGAUGCUAAAUAUUUAAUGCAUGUGUACUUAGUACAAAAUAAAUUGAUAUGA
Messenger RNA from Parasteatoda tepidariorum (common house spider), 1134 nucleotides. Its product is annotated as G protein-coupled receptor Mth2. The record is from RefSeq and is a predicted model, not a curated record. Lineage: Eukaryota; Metazoa; Arthropoda; Arachnida; Araneae; Theridiidae. Gene Ontology annotation, cellular component: plasma membrane. Gene Ontology annotation, biological process: G protein-coupled receptor signaling pathway; cell surface receptor signaling pathway. Gene Ontology annotation, molecular function: G protein-coupled peptide receptor activity.